Messenger RNA from Lachancea nothofagi CBS 11611, 2637 nucleotides. NCBI's taxonomy places the organism in Eukaryota, Fungi, Ascomycota, Saccharomycetes, Saccharomycetales, Saccharomycetaceae. The record is from the annotation of a GenBank genome assembly.
AUGGAAGCUGAUGCUCAAAAUCAAGUAUCAGAGGAGCUUCAAAAAGUUCUGCUCUCAACUGACCUAUCGUUAUUAAAAUGUUCAUUUGAUGAUAGAGAUAGACACGAUGGAUCUACUGCUGAACAAAAAUAUGAAGAGGAACUCGAUUUAGACGAGCAUACUUUCAAUAAAUGGACGCCCUUGCUUCGAACGGCUAUUGAAAAUGAAGCUCUUCCGGUGGUUGUUGAUGAGCUGUACAAUUCAAUCGAGGGGAAUUUCGAAAAUUUAGAGAACCAAAUACUUCAAGAUUCGCAAUUGACUGACAACCUGACAGUGUCGGUGAACCAGAUUUCUUCAAUAAAAGAAAUCAUCGAGCAAUCUCUCUUGCGGGAGACUGAGGAUUUACGUGUCCAGCUGGCGCAGACCACCAACGAUGUGAUAACAAGAAAACAAAACUACAUUAAUAACAAGAAAACGUCCACUAAGAUUUCAGAGUCUAUUAUAUUAAUCAGGAAGAUUCUUCAAAUAUUAGAGCUAUCUAAUAAGUGUCAAGACCUCAUAAAAGAUGGGAGUUACUUCAAAGCACUGCAAAGUCUUGGGGGACUGGAAAAAAUAUACGUCCAAGACUUCAAGAACUAUAACUUUGAUUUCUUGAAGACGAUAUACGCAUCUAUUCCGGUUCUUAAAUCAAAGAUCAAAGAUGAGAGUAUUAAUAUGGUAAAGAGCUCCUUCAAUUCUAACCUAGAGAAGAAAUUGGUGACUGUGGGCCACAAAUACUUCGACUUUUACAAGGGUACACUGCUUUCCGAUUGGAUAAACUCUAAAAACGACAUGAAGCUAGGAUCUUACAAAUUCAACUCUCCUGUGGAGAUUUCAUUGAGGCAUUCCGAAAAAAUGGGGAGUAUGAAUGCUGCAACCAUUUUUCCGCUGGACGAAUUUUAUGACAGCAUUUUGAUAUUUCAGAAUCUAAAGGAAGUUGAUUACUUAUGCAACGAGUUUAGAAAAGAGUAUAAUUUCAGAAUCUCGAAAGUUGUAUAUCCGCUGGACCUAAAAGCUAGCAGCUCGUCCAAUACCGUCGACCAGAGGACGAAAGUGGCAGCAUCUUUUGGUGACAAAUUCUCGAUAGAUCAGUUGAAAGAGUAUCUGUUGAGAAUUUUAGGCUUUGUCAUUUACGACAAGCACUUAAACAAAUCAACGGAAUAUAUCCUUUCUUACAACUCCAUGAGUACAAGUGAGGAUUUUUGGGACACAUUUAUUACAAGAUUUUCACCAUUUCUGGAGCACUUCGUCGCAAUGAAAGGGGAUUCUGAAGAUUGUUUGAUCGAACUGAAAGACUUUUUGGGCAUUUACAUCGCAAUUUUGGAAAACUUGAAUGUAAAUGUAGACCAGAUCUACAAAGUUCAAGUUCUACUAUUCAAGAAAUAUGCCGCACUUCUUUUCCAAGUAUUCAAGACUGAGUUCUCAACUCUUCUCGCGGACGAUGAUUUCAUGCCCUUGACGAUCAACGACGAAGGCCUAUAUGACAAGGUGCUCAAAAUUUGCUGGCUGAAAGAUGACGAACUUGAAAGGCCACGGACGUCUGAAGGCAAUACUGGCGAGCCCUUCUUUGCAACGUUACCUUUUUCACCUCUAUACCCGAUGUCUUGUACAUUGGCGAAAAAAACCUACAAUAAGCUAAUUGUGUUUCUCAGCGAAUUUUACAGAUAUGACUUGGGCGAGCUCAGUAAUGUCAUCGUACACACUAUCGAUGACAUUUUUGGGAAAGUUGUCAAUGAUAAAAUUGGUUCCAAGCUUGAUACAACGUCGAGGGAGGAGAUUGCACAAAUCCUUAUCAACUUGGAUUAUUUUAUCGUUGCGGUGAAAGAGUUUAGUAAGAUCUUGAGCAGGGAGAAUAUAACUCACAACCCAGAUGUUGAGUUGGCACUAAGGUCUGUAAAGCUGCUGAGCGACUCCCGGAGCAACUCAGAAACAAAAUUGAUUGAGCUGAUAGACUCUAAAAUCUCCGACCUCAUGGAGUUUGUCGAGUUUGAAUGGACUUCAGCCAGAGUUGAUAGUGAGCCAAGUUUUUCAAUUAAGGAUAUCGCUCAGUUCUUGGAAAUGAUGUUCACAUCAACAUUAGUCAAUCUCCCGGACAGCGUCAAGACGCUUUUGGUUUUCCGUGAAUUCGAUGCUCUCACGAGGCGGUUUUUGGAUGUUCUUCUGCACUAUAGCCCUUCAGCAAUAACCCCCCAAAGCGUGUUGAGUUUUGAGCUUAAUAUGAAUUUUCUGGAAGGUAUUAUUUCGAAACUGUUUCCUGACGAUGAGAAUCUUCCACCAACGCCGACAAGCCCGGAUUUAGGUGCUAUACACUUUCCAGAAAACCCCAGGUCCUCAAAUUUGAUAGACAAUACUAUUAGAUCUCUGCAUUCCACUUUCACAGACCUUAAGCAGCAUAUCCAAUUUUUAAAGUCCCCAGACAUUAACGAAUACAAAGAUCCAAGUAUACGAAUGAGGAAAUACCCUCGCAUUAAGCCCGAGGUUGCUCAAAUGCUUCAUAACAAGAUGGUGCCUCCUACGUCUGCAGGUACCGAUAGUCCCAAUUCGUCGUCUGUGGAUCAGAGUUUCGCGGACUCCAUCAGCUCCCAUAAGCGAAUAGCCAAGUUUUUCAAUCGAGCAUAA